UUAACUAGUCUUUGGCGCCCAUUCUUUGUUCUUCACCCGCUUUCGCGUACGCGGUUGGGGCGGUGCCAACGUCGCCAGAUCUGGCCAGGUUUCGCGAGCGCCGAGCUUGAAUUCGUGGACUCCGCGCGAAUCUUUGGAUCUUGGCCGCGAGACCCGCGCGGCUGAUCAGUGACAACGCUAGAUCCUAGCUAGCGCGCUCGAAAGGUAGGGCUUUUGGAUCAUCCAGCGCCAUGAGGCCCGGAGCGGUCCCUCUCCUCCUCCUCGCAUCGAUUCUACUGCUCCUCCACACCGGCAUUGUCGUCUCGCAGCUUCCGCCGGCCGGGGCGCCCGGGCCCGGCCCCUCCUCGUUCUCUCCGGCGCCCUCUCCAGAGCUCUCAAACCCUGAGAACGCGCCAGUUCCAGCUCCAGGCCCUUCCAGCGGUAGCGCCGAGCCUCCGUCGCCAUCUCCAUCGCCCUUCUCCUCCCCAGCACCAGCUCCAUCAGAUGGCGACGAGGGCACGGGCAAUUCCUUCCCGCCGCUCUCUUCGCCGCCAGGAUCACCACCCACUUCCGCGGCCGCGGAGAACCAGCCGGUGGACAGGGUCAGCAGUGGUGGUGGGAGCUCUGGGAUCUCAGGUGGAGCCAAGGCUGGGAUCGCGUUUGGGGUGAUCGCGGGCGUGAUCUUCGCGGUCGGUGGAGGCUACGUUUACGUGACGAGAAGGAACAACGAGAAGCGAGCCUCGGGUCCUGGUGGCAUGCGCUUCUAGAGAAGAUUUAAUCGUCUUUGUCGGAUCGAUCGACUCUACUUCCACUUGGGCGAUUAGAUCGACAGGCAAGCGAAUUCUUUCUUUCUUUUUUUUUCUCCAUCUUCCAUGGUUUGGUGGUUUAAAUUCGUCGGGUGAUCCAUCGUCUUCUCUUCCUUCCGGGCCCUGGAAUCUGGAUCUACCAGGAACAAUUUUUGCAGAAGAUCUUCUCAUCCUUUUAUUACAAUUACUGUUUUGCUACGGGGUUCUUCGUUCUACCUCUUGUUAUUUUCACUCCUCAUAAAUAGAUCGCUUUCGUUUCA
Molecule: messenger RNA, 1045 nt
Organism: Selaginella moellendorffii
Lineage: Eukaryota; Viridiplantae; Streptophyta; Lycopodiopsida; Selaginellales; Selaginellaceae
Product: classical arabinogalactan protein 10
Exons: 3
Coding region: 231-746 (171 amino acids)
Source: RefSeq, a predicted model, not a curated record